This is a messenger RNA of Acaulospora colombiana, 214 nucleotides long. The record is from the annotation of a GenBank genome assembly. NCBI's taxonomy places the organism in Eukaryota, Fungi, Glomeromycota, Glomeromycetes, Diversisporales, Acaulosporaceae.
CCUAAGGAGCUUCGUUAUGAAGUUGACGACUUCGUGGGAGGUAUGACCGGAGGUGGAGAAGCUUUGUUGACUCCCUUCGAACCGACGGUCAUGGGCGAAAUUAUCUCAAAAAUCGCUGAAUCCCCCACGAAAAUAUACACUGCAUCACUCGCGUCAGCAGUCCUUGGAUAUUUUGCGGUUAAGGGACUACAUCACCUUUUCUCCAAGGGGAUCG